UUCGCAGAUUUCGGCGCCGUGUUCGCGCUAAAAAAGUUAUACUUGCUUUUGUCCGUAGGCUGAAAAAGUAUAAUUUCAAUAAUCAGCUUCAAGACGUGACCGUCAAUAAACAAACAGUUUUGACAGUUGUUCAAGUUUAUUUUCUUCAUUUGAAAUUGUUAAAUCUAUUCCGCCGUCGUCUGUGAGUACAUGACACGCGUAAACGGCAUCACAUUUUAGCUGAAGAAAAAGUGAAUAAUAUUUAGCUACAGGAAGUUACUAAAGCAGACAUGUUUUCAAAUCGCAAGGCAUUGGACGAGCAUGUCCACAAAUUGUUGUUUAAAUUGCCGCCGGGGCCCGAGCGCGACAGAAAGGGUUUAUCGGUUGGCCGCAUGUACUACAAAAUCAACGAAUAUGCCAAGACCAUUGAAUAUUUGAAUGCAUACUUGAAGGUUACCGAAGAUGCCAGCGUUCAUUCGCUCCUUGCCAAGUGUUACCAGCUGCAAAAGGUGCCGGAUAAUCGAAAGGCAUUGGAGCACUAUCAACGCUCCAUUCAACUGCAUCCGCAUCAGGAGGAAGUCAUCAAAGCAGGCUGCAAAGUGCUCUUUGAGAAUACCUCACUUUGCACCCCCGAGAGGGCUGCCUAUUGGCUUGAGCUGGCCGCUUCUAUCGAGGAGCUGAAAGACACUGAGAUGCUGCUAGCAUUGCAGUUGCGUUCAAAGGGCAAAUUGGAGGGGAUCGAGGAGGAGAAUUCAAUAGAAAUGUUUAUACACAAAGAGCUGUUAACUCGUCCAAAUGAUAUCGUAUUGCAUACGCGAUUGUUACGCCACUAUCUGGAAACGAAACGCUUCGAGGAAGCAUUCAACUAUGCCAACAAAGUUGAAAUGGAGAAGCCGGCUCAAUGCCAGACGAGUGAUUGGUAUGAACUUAUUUGGAAAGUGCUCCUCAAACGCGAACAGUCCAAGGAGCUUGCAAAGGAUUGGUCCUACUGGCAGCUAUUGCUCAUCACUCUGGAUCGCCUCAUCCAGCUGAGCAUGCAAUCCGAGACCAACAGCAGCCUGACAGAUAGCAUCGGUCAGCUCUUUAGACUGGAUCAGUAUAUACACAAGUUCAGUCUCCUCAUCGAUCAACUUUCGGCCACCGACAACCGUGAACUGCAUCAGUGUUGCCUGGAUCAUUACAUUGGUCAACUCCUGUUGCAUGCAGCCUCAUUGCUCUUCAAGCGCGAGUUGAUUGGCAAGAAGAACAAAUGGUCAACUACGGUGCGUACAGCUCUGCCGCUGUUGCUUCUGGGCUAUCAAAAGAAUUCGCUGAAGAAUGAAGAAAACUUCUGGGAGCGUCGUUGCAAUGCCGAGCAACAUAAACUGCUUCAGUUGUGGCGUCGUCAAGCCGCCUUUCGAUGCGCCCAAUUGGGUCGCACGAUUUACGGCUGCCUGCAGACUUCCGGAGAUGUCGACGACAAGGAGAUGUGGAAGGAUAACGAACAGCAGGGCCUCUGGCAGAACACAGAUAAGUUGUUGUCAGAGGCACGUCAGCAUUGUGCCGACAGUGAAUGGCGUUCUAAACUGUAUCAACAGCUGUAUACACAUUCGGAGCAUAAGCUAAAGGAGCAGUCAUCAUAUCUGAUGCGUGAUCAUCGUCUGCAACAGCCGCUCUAUGAAUGCCCAACGAUUGCCGAAAUUGAGAAAUAUGAGCAGGAGGCAUUGCUUCUCGAGCCACACACUCUGGAACAUCAUGUCUAUCUAGCACUGAGCGCCAACAAUUUGGCCGAGGCACCACGAGUGCGCUUCCUUAAGAACUUGCGGCACGAAUGUCUACUGGGAUUGACCUACUGCGGAGUUGACUCUUUAUGCCAGGUGGAUGUCGAGGUUUUCCUGUAUUUCGUGGUGCUGCAAGCGCAGCGUAAACUUCAGGUGCAACACGAGAGUCACAACAGCUAUCAUGUGGGCAAUCUUAAAGCGACGGCACGUCCACAGAUGUUGCCUUAUGCCAACAUUAUGGAAUGCAAUGAUCUGCUCACUCAGGAUCAAUGCAACUGGUGGUCACUUGUGCAGCGUCUGCAGGUGAAUUCUCAGCUAAACGAAGGCAAUCGCAUGGAUCAACGCGACAAGCUAAAACGCGGCCUUGAGGCACUACGUGGCGUUGGCGGACCACAGGCCGAAAUAAUUGCACUCUUUCAUGUGGCCAAAUUGCUGACAAGUCGUGCGGAUAAACCCACGAUGGAAGCUCGCAUCGAUGCGCUCUACAAGCUGGGCAUCAAUAUGCUGCGCCGUCAUCAACAUCAGCAGCUUGAACCCUUCUACAGAUACUUCAAGUAUGAGAACAUCCAGGCGAGCGACAUUUGGCUACAGACCCAAAGGAUGGCCGAGGAUGCAGUGAGAUAUCUAAGCACACGCUGCUUCAAGAAUAACCUUUACGAAGAGUUCUUGACGGACAUUCGUGGUCUUCAGCUGCCCGUAGCCGUGUAUCUACAGGCAGAAGCCUAUCGCCAGAUGGCGGAGUCCAAUCGCACCUCGCGUGUAUCGCGUCAGAACUUCCAGGAGCGACGUAUCGAAUGUCUAAAGCAAGCGAAACACUUGCUCGCCAAUCAAGCGGAUCAUUCGCUUACCAGUGUAGUGCAGCGAGAAUUGAUAACUUCUCUGGCCGACGAGACCUUCGGUUCACCAAAUUCUAUAGACUUGCAUAACAAUUCAAGCACCUACGAGGAUGCUGAGGAUGAUUUCUAUGCACAAACUGCAGUAACUCUAAAUCGCUCGAGACGCCAGGUCGAAAUGCAAGGAGCGGCCACCUUGGAGCUUGAUCAGACGGUCAAGCAGUUAAGCAAACACAUUUGUGCUCUCAAGGAUAAUGUGGACGGUGGAAUGGAGGGCAUGCGUCAAGAAAUUAAAAGUCUAACUGAAAAGGUCAACAACAUGGAUGACAUGCAUCAAGAAAUUAAAACUUUAACCGAUAAGGUUGAGGAGUUGCUCAAAAAAGUAAAGAUUAGCGGCGCAGUAAGUCGCGAAACGCCUACACGAGAUGUGGACGCUGCUGCAGCAGCUGCUGCACUUGGUUUGGACGAAUUCUUCAGCAUGGAAGAUACCCAGCAUUCCAACUUUUUGAAUCCAGCUCUAAAUGCCCAGGAUCGCUUCUUUCCACCCGGCGCAAAUGUUCCUCCACAUCCCAAUGCAGCCUAUGGCAGUCCAAUGUUUACCCAGAAUCAGAUGUACAACUACUAUGCGAACCAAGCUCAGUUCAUGAGAACCCCGCCAGCACAACCCAAUUUCUAUGGACAACGUGGACCUGGUAACUACAGCAUGCCGGCCACCAACAUGUAUCCAAAUGCAGGCGGAGCACCCUUUAUGGAUAACCUUAAUUAUGCACAGCCGCCGCCGAGCCUUGUAAUGCCACAGGUUUCCCAGGCACAAGCGACGGCUGCUUUGCCUUUGAAUCAGCCGCCAGUGCAAUCCAAUUUGCCGGUAACUCCUGUCGCUCCCUUCUUUAAUGCUCCGCCAUUUGUGCCGCAGGUGUCGGUGCCACAGGUGCCGCAGGUGCCUCAGCAGUUGCCAUUGGUGCAGCAUAAGCCCAUCUCAGCGCCAGCAAUUGCACAGGCUCCUGCUCCGACUAUUGUUCCAGUGGCUGCAUCUGUUGUACCCGCUGUUGCUCCAGCUCUGCCAGUUGCUCCUGCUCCGGCUGCUGCUCCAGCUAUCUUUAAUCGGGCACUCAACAAUCAACCUGUGGAAAAGGUGCCGCCAGCCAAUGUGGUCAUUACCAGCUCCGAUCCGUUGCCCAAACCGGCGGUUGCUAGUGCCCAACCCCCCACUCUCAGCGUCACCAUUCCGGCGCAGCACAUAAAACCCAGUCUCGUGCCGGCCGCAGAGCCGCCAUCCAUGCCCAGCAAUGACUUCAAGUUCAGUCUGACCCUGAAUAACAAGGACAACAGCGAUGCCAACAACAUCUUCAAGGGUCUGGCCACAUCGGGUGCGUUCUCCUUCAAGGCACAGGUGGCACAGGCGGCAGCUGAGAAGCAAAUGGAACUGGCAGCCGAGGCGGCAGCCAACAACGAGAGCGUCCACAGUGAGGGCAACCAGAGUGUGGGUCAUGAUACAUCCGCUGAGUUGGACUAUGAUCCACGGCCAGAUUUCCAGGGUAUUAUACCAUUGCCAGAUGAGGUGGAAGUGCGCACUGGUGAGGAGGAUGAGGUGAUCAAAUUCAGUCAUCGCGCCAAGCUCUUCCGACAUGUGGAUAAGGAAUGGAAGGAACGUGGCAUUGGCGAUAUUAAGAUAUUAAAGAACCAAUCAACCGGAUGUACUCGCAUUUUAAUGCGACGCGAGCAAACUCAUAAGAUUUGUGCCAAUCAUAAGAUCACAGCCGAUAUGGUUCUUACCACACCCGAACAGGACAAGGAAGCAAAAUCAUUGCUGUGGGCUGCCAACGAUUUUGCCGAUGAGAAAUUGCAGCUGGAGAAGUUCCUCGUCCGCUUUAAGCUGCCGGAGACGGCCAAACAAUUUAAAUUGGCUUUUGAGGAGGCGGCUAAGAGUUCAAAGAGCGAUGUGCCGACGAUGACAUUUGGUAAUGUCAAGACUAGUAGCAUUAAUAGCUUUGUGACCAGCACGCCUGCCGCCAAUGCGCUGCCCAAGCUACUUGAAUCGCCGGCUAAAACGGAUACCAUUGGGUCAACAAUCGAGUCGGUUGUGUCCAAAUCAUUGUUUGGCAGCUUGUCCAGCAAGUCGUCCAGCGCGACGAGCGUAGCAACCAGCACAGUUUCCAGUUCGCCUUUUUCCAAUUUCAGCUUUGGCUCCAUUGGCAAUGCCAAUAAGCCACCAAAUGCCAACAAUAUGUCCUUUGGCAGCAUUUCUACAGUGCCAGACAACAGUAGCAACACCAGCAACACGGGCUACAUCACAGCCUUCAAUUUUGGCAGCAAUCUGACGAGCAAAGCAGACAGCACACUACAACAACCAGAGCCAUCAAUAGUAAGCAAAGCAGACUCCUCCCAAGCUGAGGCUGAGGAUGAAUAUGAACCCACAGCGCAGUUUCAGCCAGUUAUUCCCUUGCCGGAACUGGUUGAGGUCGUCACUGGCGAGGAGAAUGAGAUUGUGCUGUUUGAGCAUCGCGCUAAGUUGUUGCGUUACGACAAAGCCGCCAAUGAGUGGAAGGAGCGUGGCUUGGGCAUCAUGAAGCUCUUGCAACAGAAAUCAGAUCCCACUCAGGUGCGGCUGUUGAUGCGACGUGAACAGAUCUUCAAACUGUGCUGCAAUCAGCGUCUGCAGGCGGACACAAAGUUUAGCUAUGCCAAAAACUCUGAUAAAUCGCUCACUUGGGCCGGACAGGAUUAUGCCGAGGAGGAGCUAACAGUGGAGAUGUUAUGUGUGCGCUUCAAGACCGCUGAGAUCUGCAAAAAGUUUUACGAUGCGGUUCUCAAGGCACAAGCGGACAUGGGACAGGAGAAACCCAAAGAGAAGCCACAGGAGCAGAAGCCACAACAGGACAGCAAGGUUGAUAAAGAUACCAAGACGAUAACUCAAGGCUUUGGCGAUGCAUUUAAACCCAAGCUGGGCAGCUGGAGCUGCAAGGGAUGUUAUACCAACAACGAUGCUGGUCAACUCUAUUGUCUGGCCUGUGAGGCGCCCAAGGAUGACACUGUGGCACCCAAGCCGCCAACUCUGGAUCAGAGCGGAGCUUUAAAUCUGAGCAGCAGCGCAGGUAAAUUCAAUUUUGGUUUUCCAGCAGCGACAACCGGUUUCACUUUCGGUGCCAAAACCACCACGGAAAAGAAGGUGGAUCCACCUGUGGUCAAGACGACACCCACUCCCACUCCGGUUGUCAGCGUAAGUGCAAACACAGCGUCUCCAGCUGUUGUCACAAGCACGCCCGCUCCGCCUCCAGCUGCAUCCAAUGCAGCUGGCUUUGGUGAUGCCUUUAAGCCGAAAGCUGGCAGCUGGAACUGCAAGGAUUGCUAUACAAGCAACGAUGGCGCACAGCUUUACUGUUUGGCUUGUCAGGCGCCUAAGGAUGACACUGUGCCCAAGAAGGAUAACAAACUGAAUUUAAAUGCCAGUUUCCCAGCCACCAACAGCAAGUUUACAUUUGGUUUUGGAGCACCAACGGCAGCUGCAGUUCCAGCUGCAACCGCGAGCGAUUCCUUUGUAUUCAAGAUCAAUGAUCAAAGAGAGAAAACCGAAGGCGGCUUGUUUGGAUCAAGCAGUUUCAACUUUAAGCCAACAACAACAAUGACGACCACAACAACAACAGCAACAACAGGAAAUCUGGUUUCCAAUACAUUUAGUUUCUCCAUGCCAAAGGUGCAACAACAACAACAGCAGCAGCCGCAGCAGCAACAACAUCAGCUCAAUAGUCCAACUGUCGAUGUCAACAAUGAUGAUGAUGGCCACGUGGAGGAGGAAGAGAACAAUGCAUAUUUUGCGCCAGUUAUUCCAUUGCCAGAUAAAAUUGAUGUAAAGACCGGCGAAGAGGAUGAAGAUCUUCUCUAUAUACAACGUGCCAAGCUCUAUCGCCUGUCUGAGGAGGGAGAAUGGAAGGAACGUGGCUUGGGAAAUGUUAAGAUUCUGCGUCACAAGGAAACCAAAAAUCUACGCGUUGUCAUGCGUCGCGAGCAAGUCCUGAAGAUCUGUCUUAACCAUGUGCUCAACUCGAGCGUCGCCUACAAACCGAAAGACGAAAAGUCCUGGUUGUUUGUUGUCCACGAUUUCAGCGAGGGUGAAUCUGUAUUGGAACGCCUUGUGUUGCGCUUUAAAAGUGCAGAGGUGGCGCAAUCCUUCCUCAAUGCUGUGAACAGCGCCAUCAACGGCACCGCUGAGCCCAUAAAAUACGAGGAGAAUCAACCAACGAAUUCUACACCAUCCAAGACUACAGUUGAACCCGUCGUAUCUAAUGAGACUAAAAUGUUGGCGGAUAAGCUGCAACUCAGCUGCGAAUUUCUAACCAGCGAGUCCAACUGCAGCGGAUGUCGUGGCUGUGAACCGGAUAACUUUACCUACGGCCAACCGGCAAAGAAUGAGCCACAAAUAAAACCUUUGCCAUUAACGUUGCCCGCCUUGAAGAUGCCAGCGCCUAAGCAGCAAGAAUCAUCCAACACAGCUGCAGUAACACCAACCUCCAAUCGAACUCUGCUCAAGGCGAGCACACUGGAAGCCAACACUGGUAACAAUUUCGGUAGCUUUGGCGGAUUCAGCACCGCUGUGUCUGCCAAUUCCACGGCCACAACCAUCCCAUCUGUAAAGAAGGAGGAUCAAGUGAAAAGUGGCUUCGUUUUUGGCAAUUCGGAUAAAGCAGUAUUUGGACAGUCGAUAUUUGGUGGCAACACCGCCACCAAGCCGCAGGGAUCUAUUUUUGGAGGCACUGGGGCAACGGACAAGGUAGAUAAUCAGAAGGUAUCGAUAUUUGGGGGCACAUUCAAGCCACAGACGGACAAGCAACAAGAUGUUGGAGGCAAAUCUAUAUUUGGUUCCUCAGCAUUGCCUGGUAAUGUCUUCCCAAGCCCUGGCUUCACAUUCGGCUCCUCCACCAUUGCUGCAAAUAGUACAACACCUGUACAAAGCAACAAAGAGAAUUCUGCCACGCCAAGUCCGUUGUUUGCUACGACUGAAACUAAAACCGGUAACAGUUUCUCGGAAUUGGCAGCAAAAGUUGGCGAUGAUUUUGCCAGUUUAGCGGCCAAGGGCGGUGGUAAUCCGAUUGGCUUUCAGAAGUCCGAAACUGGCGGCUUUUUCGGUUUAACGCAUCAGGAUGACUUUAAAAACUUCAAGUCCCCGACCAAUACAAAAUCGUCGGAAUCAGGACAAGCAACAGCAGACGACAACGAAGGUGUCGUGGCCGAUGAAAACUAUGAUCCACACUACGAGCCCAUUAUCGAUCUGCCCAACGAGAUUGUCGUCAGCACCGGCGAGGAAGAGGAAACGAAAUUAUUUGGCGAACGGGCAACACUCUAUCGCUACGUUUGCGAAACCAAGGAGUGGAAGGAGCGAGGUGUCGGUGAAUUAAAGAUUCUUAAGCAUAAAACGUUGAAUAGUUCUCGAUUGGUCAUGCGCCGCGAGCAAAUUCACAAAUUGGUGCUCAAUAUGGGGAUCGGUGCGAGCUUUACGAUGGAAUAUAUGAACGAACAAAAGAAGAGUUUCAUCUGGGCCAGUGUUAACUACGCCGAGUCCACCACUGGGGAGCUCGAACGACUUGCGUGCCGUUUUAAGAAGCAAGAGAUUGCUGACCAAUUCUACGAGACUAUAAAUACGUGCAGAAAGGAAGCCAAAGAGUCUGAAGAAGUGCCCCAGCCAACUGAAAAUAAUACUAAAGCACACUAAAUUUAAGCUUAUUAAAUCAUUGUUGUAUAAGAUUCAAUUGAAAUAAAUAUGAAACUAAUUAAUUUGCGUUACCCCCGAGAAGUAGCGAACUCCCAA
This is a messenger RNA of Drosophila innubila, 8372 nucleotides long. It is a transcript of the gene Nup358, whose product is annotated as E3 SUMO-protein ligase RanBP2. Lineage: Eukaryota; Metazoa; Arthropoda; Insecta; Diptera; Drosophilidae. The record is from RefSeq and is a predicted model, not a curated record. Gene Ontology annotation, biological process: intracellular transport. The coding region runs from base 270 to 8276 and encodes 2668 amino acids. Gene Ontology annotation, molecular function: protein binding; GTPase activator activity. Gene Ontology annotation, cellular component: nuclear pore; cytoplasm. The transcript has 6 exons.